GAAGAAACAAAUGAAAAUAUCAUUUAGAUUCAGAAAAUCAACAAUUGAAAUUAUUUGGAAAUUUUUUAAAAUAUUAAUUUUUUGGUAGGAAGGACAAUGGGAGAGCCACUUACUGAUUCUAAAGAAGUAAAGAUUGGUAUUAUUGGCGAAUCUGGUCUCGAUACUCCUUUGACAUUAAAUGAUAGAAAAGAAUGUGCUGUAUGUACACCAUUUGGAAAGCCUUCAGACAUUAUUAUUGAGGGAGAUAUCGAAAAUGUCAAAUGUGCACUGCUUUCAAGAAGUGGUCGUCUUCACGAUAUAAUGCCAUCUAACGUUAAUUAUAGGGCUAAUAUUUGGGCUAUGCGUAAGUUGGGAUGUACUCAUAUCUUGGCAACGAACACUGUUAGUUCGCUACGUGAUUAUAUUCAUCAAGGCGAUGUUGUAGUUCCACAUGAUAUUAUUGAUAAUACUACAAAACGGGAACAAACAUUUUAUGACGGUGCCGUGGGUAGCCCUUUUGGUGUUUGUCAUUUGCCAAUGUACCCUGUAUUCUGUGAACGAACAAGAAAUCAGCUAGUAAGAGCGGCAAAUUUGCUGGAGAUUGCGACACAUUCAAAGGGAAUAGUAAUCACUUUAGAAGGACCGCGUUAUUCUACAAUUGCUGAAAACAAUUUAUUUAGAAGCUGGGGGGCUGAUAUUCUUAGCAUGACGUUAUGUCCCGAAGCUGCACUCGCUAAGGAAGCAGGAAUUCUAUAUGCAUCUUUCUGUUUUGUAACUAACAAAGAAUGCUGGUGUGUUAACCAGCAAGUAGCAAAUACUCAUGAAAUAAUAUAUGCAUUUAAGAAGAAUUUAGACAAAAUUCAAAAUAUUCUAAUUAAUACUAUUAAAGGCAUUUCCCAAGAGAACUGGUCAGAGGAGAUAUUAAAAGCAAAGAUGUUAGUUUGUAGUAACUUUUCAAAUCGAAAUCAAUAAAAUAAUAUUACAACUUAAUAAAUACAGCAAUAAGGGCUAUUCUCAAUUUGAUCAACAAUUUAUUGCUGAAGAUUUUUUUUCUAUAUAUAUUCAUUUGUGCCAAAAAUGAUUGAUGGCAACGUAGCAGCCGUUUGCAAAAAUAUAUCAGCUAAUUAUUAAUUUAAUCAAAUCGAGCUGAGUUAAAUUUAAUUGAUUAAAAAUUCGAAUAGUAAGAAUACUGUCUAUCUUUGAAAUGAAAAAUAUGUAGCAAUAUAACUGAACUCAAUACAUUUGCUUCAAAAAUUUAUCAUUCGGAACUCGGAUACAAAAAAGUGGACUCCGUAAAUGAAAAUCGGCUUGAAACUACUGUCUACAUCUCUGGAUGAAAGGUAUUUAAUUGGUGAUUUAUUAAAUUUCUAAUUUUAAUAACCAAAAAAAA
Drosophila sulfurigaster albostrigata is the source of this 1369-nucleotide messenger RNA. RefSeq names its product purine nucleoside phosphorylase. The transcript is spliced from 2 exons. Gene Ontology annotation, molecular function: S-methyl-5-thioadenosine phosphorylase activity. Gene Ontology annotation, biological process: nucleoside metabolic process. Gene Ontology annotation, cellular component: cytosol. The record is from RefSeq and is a predicted model, not a curated record. The coding region runs from base 97 to 951 and encodes 284 amino acids. NCBI's taxonomy places the organism in Eukaryota, Metazoa, Arthropoda, Insecta, Diptera, Drosophilidae.